Microdochium trichocladiopsis is the source of this 503-nucleotide messenger RNA. RefSeq lists its product as uncharacterized. Lineage: Eukaryota; Fungi; Ascomycota; Sordariomycetes; Xylariales; Microdochiaceae. The annotation marks the transcript as partial. The record is from RefSeq and is a predicted model, not a curated record. The transcript is spliced from 2 exons.
GCAUGCUCGUACAUCUGCAUGCACGCUUGAAUGUUUGGCCUGCUGCUCAGCCACAACCGCAUAAGCAUAUGAGCUUUGCGAUGCAUGCUGGCAGGAUAGCACACGGGUCUAAAAGGCUAUGCUGCGAGGAUAAGUCGUUCCCAACAGGCUCGACAUGCGCCGAAGAGCUCCUGCUUGCAAAAGACCAAUGGAACCAAAACAUAGCGUAGGAAACAGGCCCUACAUACUUGAGAUAGUCCUACGAGAAACAUUGGCAUGAACCAUGGAAUGUUGUGCUACACGAUUGCAUUACUUUCGAGGACGGCAAAGACCAUAAUCGGAUGGGCGGGCGCUAACGGGUUCCAUUGAUAGGAAACUCCUCGAACGAGAGCGAAAUAUUCGGACCCUGGUUACAGUCACGGAACUAGCGAUGCCGCAUAGCGUUGCAAAUGACAAGUGUUCGGUCCUGUGCGCAUGUUGUUGUUGUUGUUGUUGUUAUUGUUGUUGCUGUCUCUUCGCAAAGC